This is a messenger RNA of Effrenium voratum, 1417 nucleotides long. Lineage: Eukaryota; Dinophyceae; Suessiales; Symbiodiniaceae. The record is from the annotation of a GenBank genome assembly.
GUUCCUUUGAAUAGCACCCAGUGGCCCUCUGCUCAGACGUGUCAUGAAAAUCGCUCGUCCAAGCCGAGCGGUUGUGGCUCAGCCGGCAGUCAUGGCACCGCGCAAGGUCCCAGGCCCGAAAUACCGGAAGUUCUGGGACGGGGCGCGGCCGCAAGUGUGGCUGGUUGAAGCAGCGGAUGUCCAAAAAAAGGCUGCCUCUGGAGGGCACGUUCGUGCUUCGAGUACAUUUCAGGAGACUGAGCCUUCAGAGUCCUCCUGCAUUGAGGUGGGCUCCAAACUCUGGAGCCGGUCUACGCCCUUUUCGCAGGAGAGCUACCGACCAGUCUUUACGCCUUCGCGGCCCUCUACCAUCUCUAGGGUAGCGGGCAGCGACGUGGUGAAGACUGCGAAGUACCAAGUUCUGCCCCCCUGGGGCCCGGAGCGGGCCAACAAAGACCACCCACCCUGGGAAGCGCAGCAGCAGAAGCAGCUAGAGUACCGGCAAAUCCUGGACCAACAGACUGCCACCGCGGCAGACUUGGAAAGGCAGCGGAAGCUUGAAGUGGCGGAGCUUGAGCCGCGGCGCAAAUGGGGGGAGGAAAGGCGUUCCAUCCCGUCGUUGGCGACGAAGACCCACGAGUGGGAACAGCACUUUGAGGGCAAUCGGAAAGCGCUGAUGGAGGAGCAGCUAGCAGCGGCAGCUUCCCGCCAAAGAAAGGAGAUGCGCAGACGGAAGGAGGAGGAAGAGAAUUCCAGAGCGUGGCUUGCACAGGCGGCAGCGGACCGCGCGCAGCGCUACUUCUCCAGGCGGCAGCAGCGCAAAGAGGAGCUCUCAGAGCUGAGCUCUGAGUGGGCCAAGGAGGUGGAGGAGAAGCGGCGCCUGGUGGUGCAGCAGCGUGAUAAAGAGCUCUUGGAGCAGCGCCAGGCUUUGCAGCACCUUACAGAGGGCAUGGUGCCUUCUCGCCGUCUUCGGAAGCCGGCGACGCCGCUCUACGACGCCAAUCCCUCGUAGCCGGACGGUGUUAAAAGGCUGCUUUAGAACGGGUUGUUCAAAGACAAUCCUUCCUUCACGAGAGCAGUCGGCUUGUGAUUGCUCAGGGUACCGUCGGAUUGGCUCAGCCACUUUGCAGACACGUCCAAACAUGGAUCAUAGCUGUCCUUGUUUGGCUGCUGUAUUGUAAAGACGCAGCGCCCACUUCCCCAAAAAUGACACGGACUCCUCUUGUGUGUCCGCUGGGUAGCUAUUUGCCCAGCCAGUUCCAGCGGAGCCUGUGGUUAAAUUUGUAGUCCACAUCCCCGACAUUGCUGAGAACGCGCCUGAGCCGCCGCUGACGGUGCGGUAGAGGCGCCUGCUUUUGGACAGAGGACAGCUUGUUCUGGGGAUGGCAACCCAAGCCACAGCUGCUUUUGGGCGGUUUACAAACCACGGCACGGUAGA